AUGGCCACCGAUCAGGCACAGGAGCACGCGCAGGAGCAGCGCCACAGUAGCUCAGCACUGGAUAGUGGCUUUGAGCAUACCGAGGCCUCUCCCUUACUGCAGGACCACCCUCGACGGCCAGCCCAUCGCACAGGCCUGUCGGUCGCCUCAAUCGCCAGCAUCGCCAAGUUACCCAAGGCGCACAGGAGUAACACCAUCGUGAAUCUGCUAUGCCUCAUCAUCUUCAUCGCUACUUCGGCGGGUGGCUUCGUUGCCAUCCCGUACACGCGUCUGGUGGAGGAUGUCCUCUGCCACCAGUACUACGACGUCGAAAGCAUGCAGCCCAUCGACGAGAAUCUCUGCAAGGAAAAUACGAUUCAGAGCAAGCUGGCCUUCAUUAUUGCCAUUGGGGGCGCAAUCGAUGCCAUUGUCGGCUUCCUUGCCGCUUUCCCAUGGGGACUUGUGGCGGACAGAUUUGGACGAAAGCCUGUCUCUGCCCUCGCCAUCGCUGGCUUAGUGAUGGGUCUGCUAUGGACCAUGGCCGUCGUGUAUUUCCACAACGCUCUUCAACUUGAGGCCGUCUGGCUGGCGUCGGCAGGUUCACUGCUCGGAGGCGGCAAUGCUGUCCUCAUUGGCGUAAUACUGAGUAUGAUCUCCGAUGCGACUAACGAAGAGGAAAGAGCGAUCGCAUUCAUGCGCACUCAUGUCUGUAGCCUCGGUGGAAAUCUGCUAUCACCUGCACUCGCUUCCGCCAUGAUGAUAAAGACAGGCCCAUGGCCACCUCUAUGGGUUGCCGUGGCUCUUCAAGUCGUCAGCGCCGUCUCGUUCCUCUUCUUGCCGGAAACGCUGCCACACAAGCGGCUGCAUGGGAAUGACGAGGCAACGGAGCCCGCCAACCUCAAGUCACGAAUGUCCCGGUAUCGAGAGUCCUUGUCAAUGCUCAAGUCACCUUCAUUGGUGCUUCUCCUGCUAACAGCGCUGGUCACCGGGCCCGUUGCCUACUCGACCCUCCAGUUCAUGGUACAGUUCAUCUCGAAGCGAUACAGUCUUAGACUCUACGAGACCGGCUACGUCCAGGCCGCAUUUGGUGUUGCCCAGGUCGUACAAGCGCUCAUCAUCCUACCGUGGUGGUCAAGGUUCCUCUUGAAGGAGACCACACCUGCCACUUUACGAGCGCCCGGUGAACACCACCGGGAUCUCAGCAUCUCCCGCUGGUCGUUCGCCAUCCUCACCAUCGGUGUUAUGGUCCUCGGACUUUCGCCAACCCUGGCCAGCUUCAUCUUCGGGCUCAUGCUCAUGGCCCUCGGGUCAGGUUUCAACAGUCUGGCGAGGAGCGUCAUGAGCCUGUACGUGGACCCGGAGCAUCGAUCCCGGCUCUUCAGUCUCGUCGGCAUGGUCGACGUGCUGGGUGUUGUCUACGCCCAACCCAUGCUUGCCGGUCUUUUCGCGCUGGGGCUGAAACUCGGCGGCGGCUGGAUUGGACUCCCUUACUACGGCUUAGCGGUUCUUGUAGCUACCGCGGGCUCCCUUCUGCUGUUCGUCAGAUUGCCGGGCACAGGGCAAGGUCUGUCGCCGGCACAUGAGGACGAGAACCACCAAGACUAG
Molecule: messenger RNA, 1584 nt
Organism: Anthostomella pinea
Lineage: Eukaryota; Fungi; Ascomycota; Sordariomycetes; Xylariales; Xylariaceae
Source: the annotation of a GenBank genome assembly